GGUUUUCGCCUCUAAAGCGCCCAGCGCUCGCCUCCCGCUGCCGCACUUUCACUCUCGGUCCACCUCGGUGUCCUCUUGCUGUCCAGCUCUGCAGCCUCCGGCGCGCCCUCCCGCCCACGCCAUGGACGCCAAGGUCGUCGCCGUGCUGGCCCUGGUGCUGGCCGCGCUCUGCAUCAGUGACGGUAAACCAGUCAGCCUGAGCUACCGAUGCCCCUGCCGGUUCUUCGAGAGCCACAUCGCCAGAGCCAACGUCAAGCAUCUGAAAAUCCUCAACACUCCAAACUGUGCCCUUCAGAUUGUUGCACGGCUGAAGAACAACAACAGACAAGUGUGCAUUGACCCGAAAUUAAAGUGGAUCCAAGAGUACCUGGAGAAAGCUUUAAACAAGGGGCGCAGAGAAGAAAAAGUGGGGAAAAAAGAAAAGAUAGGAAAAAAGAAGCGACAGAAGAAGAGAAAGGCUGCCCAGAAAAGGAAAAACUAGUUCCCCGCUUCCUGCCGAUGGACCGCAGUGCGCUCUGCUCUGGCGCUUUGUAACUCGCUCCUCCCUCUUCGGGGGCAGACCCCACACUCCGGGCAGGUGCUCAAACCUGACGGUAAACUCUUCCCUCUUCGGGGGCAGACCCCAUACCCCGGGGCGGGUGCUUAGGCUUUCCUGCCCUGGUGGCCACACCAGCUGCUGUAUUUAUGUGCUUCAUAAGGCCCUGCUCUGUCUGCUAAAGCUAUGAAGAAAGAUGUGCAGAGACUGGGGUGGAGACUAAGCCAAAGAGGAGCUGCCUAGCCUGGCAGCAUUGCCCCGAGCUGAGCCCCCUUGGCCAGGACUUCACAAGGCUCACACCUACAAUCCCAUGAAGGCCAGGGUGGUCUGCUUAGCCAGGAAAGGGCAAGUGCCUUCCCCUCGGCCACACUGCCCCUUGUGGCCUUCUCGGGACAUGUGGUAACUGACUUGCUCUCAGGCCCACCCGCAGCUUUUCCAAAUACCUGCAGCCUUCAGCCCUGCUGCCCUGCCUGUGGGAGCAGCUUUGACUCCAGUCCAGAAGGGUUUCUGCAGACUGUGUUGGGUGAGACGCAGAAAGGAUGAAAUCUCAGAACACAUGUCAGCUGCUUCUCAGGAAAUCUUUUCUUUGGACAAUUCACUUUAGAGUCUUUAAACGGGUCUCUCGUGGGGAGGAUAGAUGUGCUCUGGAACUUUCUGAAGGACCAGCAGCUUCAGGGACUCUUAGUCUGUCCUUCCCCACUUUUGGUCCCAACAUCCCUGGGAUGGUGUGCUGUCUGGGCACCACGGUCUCCAUCCUCACUCCUGAGAGAUUUCUGCCUUCUGUGAGUUGGGUUAAAGCUCUGGAAUUAUCUACUAUCCCAAUCCACUACCCUCACCUGGCAAUAUUUGUCUGUUUUUGUUUGUUUGUUUGUUUGUUUUUGUCUUUUGCCAGUUUGAAUUAGAAGGCAAGGCUCUGAUUUUAGUAGUGUUUUGGAAAAGGACUUUUUUCUUCACCUUCCUCUUUGCCUCAUGUGUACACACACACACACAUCUUGUACCCCAGACCUCUGGGUAUAAUUUUCAUAAUUGGUGCAGAAAGAAGAAAUGAUCUGAAGAUGUGUUAAAUGGAUUGCAGGGGAAGGAAGGCCCAGGGCCCUGUGUGUCAUGCCCUCUUGGGUUCCUAAGUUCUAUGUUCCUUAGAGGUUCUAGCAUUAAACAGAUAAAGCCCUUCAUGGUCCUGGCUGAGGAAGAGUCUUGCUAGGGGGAUUCAGGGAAGACCCGUGUUACCAGCUCUUACCCUUUAUCUGGACAGCUCUCCUACCCUGUAUCUUCUCCUCAGAUCUGAGGAUAGCAGGCUGGACUAUUGGUGGGCACCUUUCAAGCCCAGGGCUACUGUUUGUCCUGUGGCAGCCGGCUACAGUCUCGUCUGAGUGGCCUCAUCUGGACCCUUCCUGUUAUUAAUAAAACGCUUCUGGAGGCCAGAUCUGUGCUCAAGCCAUAGUUCUGCUUAGAAAGGGAUGCCCCACCCUUACCGGACACUGGGAAGAACUGUUGGCCCCUAGAAACCAAAGGCCAAACUGAGGCUGCCCUGAGUUGGAAGACCACUUUCUGAAAUGCCCAUGGACUCUGCCUCCCAACCAUUCGUCUCUCACUCCUAGCAGAGCUGUCUGUGCAGACUGUUUCUUAGGAGGCACAGCAAGCUCCAGGGAACCCUCUGUGCUUAUGAAGCUCGUCUGGUGGGCAACCCCAGCCCACUGGACAGAGUCCUCAUGGAAAUGCCUGGGAAGCUGAUUUCAUCUAAGGAUGGGUUGAAGUAGGAUGUGCUCCUGCGACUUCUCAGGCAGGUGAGAGGGGUAGUCCUUACACUGUCUAGCAUAAACGCCUUCCGGAAGGACCUGCAGCUCCAGAGACCACCUCCUGAGCACCAAGACCUCUUCUGGUGGUGUGGAACCAGCCAAGAGAUUUCAAGGAAGAGUGAUUAUUUGAUGAAUGCUAUGGGAAUGGCCUCUUCUCUUGGAGUUCUGAGGCCUGGGGAUGCCCAGGAACACUGGGCACCUGCUGCUGUUAGGGCCAAUGCAUAGUCUCAGCACCGGUGUCCUAAGGUUAAGGCGGUGCGCCUUGUCAUGUGCUCCUUGUACCAUGCCAUCUGUGCCAGUGUGUGUCUGCCUCACCCUGUGCUUGACAUGUUCACCCAUCUUCUCUGCUUCCCGCCACCAUCCAGAUCCUCAGCGGCCGCCCCGGCUGUGCCCUUCCCUGCUCUCCCGCUCUCUCAGGCCUCGGAAGGAAGAUCGGUGGCUGCGAGCUGAACUAAGGAGUAGGGCCUGUGGCUCAGCGCUAGGCCACGCACGCAGCAUCCCAGGCAUGUGGUGAGAAACUGCCUUAAUGUGUCUCCUCUGUUCUUGUCAACAGGAGGCUCAAGAUGUGAGAGGUGUGAGUCAGACGCCCGAGGAACUUACAGGAGGAGCCUAGGUCUGAAGUCAGUGUUAGGGAAGGGCCCAUAGCCACUUCCUCUGCUCCUGAGCAGGGCUGAAGCCGUUUGCAAGGGACUUGCUUUGCACAGUUUUGCUGUACUUUCACAUUUUAUUAUGUAGCAAGAUACAUGGUGAUUUUUUUUUUUUUCAUUUAGCCUGAUUUUCCAACGUCAUUGGUGACAGGCCAAGGCCACUAUGUUAUUUCCUUUGUUCUGGUAUCCUUCCCUUGGAGGACCUUCUCUGAGUAGUGGCUCCCCAGGUUUGUCCUUUGAGCUGAGGCAGGAGGCUCACCCAUUCUUCUGAAUAGGAACUGGGUGUUCCCACCCCCCAAGGACUGCAGGGCUUUCCCAAGCUGAGGCAGGAACGUGAGGCCAGGGAAGAGUGAGCUUCACCCUCAUCCCACGCUGUCCUCCUCAACCCACCAUGCUCAUCAUUCUGUCUCAUCCAUCCAUCCAUCCAUCCAUUCAUCGCCAUGUGUCCGCAAGACUGUCUCCAUGACCCUGAAAAAGGACUCUCGAGAUGAAAUCCUUUAUUCAAAUGGGACAGCAAGAAGGAAAAGCCAAUGUCUGGUGUCUCUCCCCCCGCCCCUACCCUGCGCGCAUCUAUGUCUUGUUUGGAAUAUUGUCUCUUCAACCCCCUGUUCAUGUCCUUCUCACUCAUGAUCGAUGUCUUGUCUGUGCACUGUCUCUAACCCAAAUGCAAAGGCUGAGUGUGAGGUGAUGGCCCCGAGGUCCAGGUUGUAGUCAUGGAAAGAGCCCUGCUGUCUCCCUUCUCAGGGGGCCCAUUUUAGACACACAAAGCCCAAAGAAAGGUGGUUUGCAACAGUGCUUAGCUCGAGCCUCCAUAUUUCCAUAACUGUUAGCUUAAAACUGUGGGGUUUUACCUUCCUGGAACCAAAUGCAUUCUUCUGUUGAGGAGUAACAGGUCUCAAUUCUUUUCAAUUAAUUUUAAAAGUCAAUCACUAAGAGCAUCGGCUUUGGGCCCUGAUGGGCAGGCAUUUCCCUGGAAAGGGGGUGAACUACCUACCUCUCCUCAAGACAGCCGAAGGGUGGGAUUGGUGCCGCUCUGGGAAGCGUGGCCCCAGGAGUUUUGUCCUCUGCAGUUUUUAAUGCAAGUUCACUGCCACUUUGACAAAAGCCCAAUUAGAAGCCAGUCUCUAGUUCCUUAAACAAAACAGACAGAGUAAGGAAAGGAAGGAGGGUGGCAGCCAGCUGGCUGGACACUCGAGAAAGACGGGGAAGUAAGCUACAGAAAGAUAGUCUUCAAAAACAGGUGUUUGAGAGUGAAUACUCUGUAGAAUUGUUAGUGGGGUGUGUGUGGUGGUGGUGGGGGGAUUUCUACAAAAUAGUCCUUUAAGUUGAGUUUACAGCAGAUGAAAAAUCCAACCAGCAAAAUUUUGAUCAAAUUUGAACAAAAACCCAAAAACCUAAAACUGUUGAGCAGGUUGCGAUGAGGAGCACAGGGCUAGCUGCAGAGCUGGAUCCUCAGGAGGAUAGCGAAUUAUUUUCAACCCUGGAAUAGAAACCACACACUGGCUUGCUGUGCACCAGCCACUUUGCAUCUAAUCCAAGCUUUGAAGGGUGUUGCUUGGGAGGAAACAAAUACAGCCUUCCAUCUUCACUCCAGUUAGGGAUCCUUUCAAAGUCUCCUUCACAGUGAGGAAAAAGAGAAGGGUAGAAACUUUAGGGAGCCGGAUUUGUGUAUCAAUUCCUCCGCUGACAGUCAGUUUCUAGAUGGAGACAGCCUGCUUAAAGCAAAUCCGAAUUUAAAUAGGACAUUUACAUCGGAAAAGUCUCUCCCUACCUUAAUCCCCCAUUCUCUUGCUUUCAAAAUACAAGCACAGCAGUCCUUGAAUGGCUGUUGACCCAGGGCACCUAGCUGUCCCUGCUGGUCCUGGGGCUGCCAGAAUUCCCUUGGGCGCCAAGCAACCUGCCAGGUAGCCAGUCCCUCUGUUACAAGCCUUUGCAUCUGGAUAGGGAAAGGGGUGGAGACAUACAGUCUGCUUUGUGUUGAAACCCAGAUUUGUACCCUGUGUUUAUACACUGCUGCUGGCUCCCGAGGACAGUGGGACUUUAGCAAGGAAGUGCAGCCGAGGGGUAAAGAGCCCUCUGGUUCAUUGCCUGAUCGGCUUUGAGAGAGGGUUUGGAGGGCAAGGGGCUGCAUUCCUCUGAGGGACUUGGCCUGAGGCCUUUCGGGCCUCUCCAGUGGGUUCUGUUUAUCCUCUCAUGGGUGAUUAUCUCAGUGGUGUCACCAGGGGCUUCCUCCCAGAAGUCAGUCAUCCCCAGGCCGUGCACCCUUUUCAGCUGGAUGAGAGCCAGGGAUGCAUUCUCUCCAAACAGCUACCCUGGCCCAUUUUAAGGUAAUCUCAUUCUUCAAAAUGUUCCAUAGAAUCCUCCAAAUUCCCCCAGCAGACUUCUACCCUCGCCAAGUUCCCAAAACCCACUCAGCAAAGUUGCCAACCUCGACGGGCUAGCAGUGUCUAAGCAGCGAUGGGUUCAGUGUUGUGUGUGGUGAAUACUGUAUUUUGUUUCAGUUCUGUCUCCCAGAUAAUGUGAAAACGGUCCAGGAGAAGGCAGCUUCCUAUAUGCAGCGUGUGCUUUCUUAUUCUUAUUUUUAAUAUAUGACAGUUAUUUGAGAAGCCAUUUCUACUUUGAAGUCAUUAUCGAUGAAAGUGAUGUAUCUUCACCUACCAUUUUCCUAAUAAAGUUCUGUAUUCAAAUAUAG
Molecule: messenger RNA, 5670 nt
Organism: Mus musculus (house mouse)
Lineage: Eukaryota; Metazoa; Chordata; Mammalia; Rodentia; Muridae
Gene: Cxcl12
Product: C-X-C motif chemokine ligand 12
Exons: 4
Coding region: 122-481 (119 amino acids)
Biological process (GO): immune response; defense response; positive regulation of chemotaxis
Cellular component (GO): extracellular region
Molecular function (GO): chemokine activity
Source: RefSeq, marked reviewed